Molecule: messenger RNA, 755 nt
Organism: Daldinia decipiens
Lineage: Eukaryota; Fungi; Ascomycota; Sordariomycetes; Xylariales; Hypoxylaceae
Exons: 1
Coding region: 29-676 (215 amino acids)
Source: RefSeq, a predicted model, not a curated record
UCAAGUAACACUGUGAAUAUACUACAAAAUGAGCUCUAACACGUCUACACAAGACGCUGGCAUCCAGCAGAAGCAGAACACAUGGCAGGCGAAUGAUAGACGAGUACUUCUGCCUUGGAUGGACGACCCCGAGGAGAUUAAGAAUCAAGUCCGACUUGUCUACAAACAGAAGCUACCGCACCUAGAUGCGGCUGCAGGCGAGCUAGCAUCUCUCCUCGGCCUCGGCGACGGCUUGAUAGCCAAGCAGCGGAUGCAGAACCUAUUCACGCACCCGGCGCUUCUCGACGCCUUCGUCGAAUUCGCCGAGACGUAUCUCGAAGGAAAUUGGGACCUUCCGGUUGGCGAAUGGGAGGCGGUCCACAAGAUCGCCCACGCCGGCUGGGGUUCGCGCGCGCCUCCGCCCCGGGAGGAUUGGAACGUCAAUCAUUUCUACGCCCGCUUCAUCCUCCGAACGCUGGCAAGACUUAGAAACCCGGACGAUGCCCCGAGAAACCUCGCGUAUUGGCUCGGGGAGGCUAACCCAUGCGACGCCACGUGGCUGCUCAUGCACGUCCUGAUGUAUAUGCAGUGGGAUGCGAUGCGGGACUAUAAAAAACACGCUCCUGUGAGGGAUCGUAUCAACCAUGUUGUUAAUGUGUGGAAGGCGGACAUGGCGUAUAGAGAGCCUACUAACUAGGUUAGGUACCUAAUUAAUACAUUUCGACUCUUUUAAUAAUAGCUUUAGAUCAGAUAUUAUAACUCAUUAUACACUUGUG